AUGGUGCUUUCCCGGAAACGACCUGCUCAAAGUCUAAACACCAAACCAAAUAAUUCCUUUAUUCCUCCAUUUGCCCCAAAUCCUGCCAAAGUCCCCAAACCGUCGACCUCCUCGAAUCAACAUCCUGGCCGGCCUAAAAACGACUCCAUUUUGUCUCCUCCUUCAGCUGUAGAUAGUUUUGUUGCAGUGCUUGCUGACGCCGGUUGUACUUUGAUUAACCCUGCCGGACCAACUUGCCUUCCUAGUGACCUGCAUAAGUUCCGCCACCGUCUCCACCGCCGGUUCUCCGAUGAAGCAGCCCUUCGUUCCGAUUUUCUCCAUGGUCUUUCUGGAUACAUCAACACUUCAUCUGAUAAUCUGCGCCGAGUCUUAUUGCCUUCACAUUGCGAAAACACUGGAUCGGUUCGAAAUGAGAGCUUGAUUCGAGUACUGUUGCUGGUUGAAUCAAUCCAACUAGACGUUCAGAUUUUAUUGCUCGAGAAACUUCCUGAGUAUUUUGAGAUCAAUAAUGGUAAUGAUAUACUGGGACCAUCAUCUGUAAGCCUUGAUGAGGAUAUAGCCAGAUUGAUCCUGAACCAGUUCCGCUGGCUUGACUUUCUGGUGGAUUCUCAGUUAUUUACUGAGAAACUGUUUCAAAUUCUGUCAAUUUGCCCUCUUCGUUUGAAGAAAGAGAUUAUCGGGUCGUUACCAGAGGUUCUUGGUGACGAGAAUAACAAAGUUGUAGUUGAUUCACUUCAGCAGAUGCUCCAUGAAGAUUCCUCUAUAAUUGUUCCCGUGCUCGAUACUUUCUCGAACCUCAUCCUAGAUGAUUUGCUAAGAGAUGAGGUGAACACAGUAGCAUUAUCUUGCAUUAGAACUGUUGAGGUGGAGAACAUGCCUUACCUUCUUAGAUUUUUGCUGCUGUCUGCCACUCCCCAAAAUGCUCGCCAUAUAAUAGCUAAGGUCCGGGAACAAGUGAAAUUUCUGGGAACUUCUAAUAUAUCGAGAAAUCCAUACAACAAACACAAAGGGAAACUUGUAGCUGAUGAUGUGGAGGCUUCAAUUCUUGAUGCUCUGAAAUCAAGCCUACGAUUUAAAAGUACACUUUGCCAGGAGAUUCUGAAAGAAUUGAAAAGUGUUGAGAGAGUUCAGGACCACAAGGUGAUAGAUGUAUGGUUGUUGAUUCUUGUUUAUAUGAAUUCAGAGUCAAUGCAGAAGAUUGUUCAGAAUUUGCUUAAGAAAAAGAUCGUGGAAGGUGGUCUUGAAGAACGUCUAUUCGAUCAGUGCAUACAAGGAAAUAAAGAGUUGGCUCAGGAUUACCUCCCGAUCUUCCUGUCUAUUUCCGAGUAUUUGUUGGCAUGCAAAGAAAAGAGAGCAAGGGAAUUCGGCAAUCACUUGUACAAAUGUCUUUUCGAAGAGUUUCACAAUACUUAUUUGAGACAGGAGGUUUUGGGAGCACUAGUGACUCAUGUGGGCUCUGGCAUCGGUUAUGAAGCAAAUGCUGCUUUGGAGGUUAUGGUUCUGCUGGCCUCUAAUUAUCCACAAGAGUUAAUUAAACUUUCUUCUCAUUUAAUUGGUAUCUUGGAUUACUUGGAGAGCUUCAACAUUGAAGGAUUGCACAAGGUCUACGAAAUUUUCAGCAUUCUCGCUCUUUUCACUAAAUCAAGCACUGACCAGUGUGGAUCUUCAAUAAAAAAUGAACUUCUAAUGAUCAUAAGAAAGCAGGUUAACAAUCCUGAUCUUGCUUACAAGCGGAUGGGCCUUAUUGGAACGCUGAAGAUUGUUUUCCAUCUUGGGGAUGUAAAAAACAAUUCCAGUCCUUCACCAUCUCUGAAGUCAAAUUAUGAAGAAGCUCUUGAACUCCUGGAAACAUCCUUCGAAUCAUGCAAGCACUUGCCAUUACCUUUGAUCUUGUUUUAUGAAGAACUGGCUGAUACUGUGCAAACGAAGAUGCUCCAUCCAGCAAUUGCAGAAUGGAUAGGUAAGCAUGUCGGAGAGUUUGAAUCAAAAUAUUUACUGGAUCUGAGUGGUGGUGCAUUACUAUCCAAAGACUCUUAUUGUGGUUUGGAAGGAGAGCUAUGGAUGAAUCUCGAUGGAGAUAUAUCUCCUGUAUGUCUAAAUAUUUUACCUCUUGUUUCCUCUUCACUACUGUCACCUUCUCCGUUAGAAGUCCUUCCAGCCUACUUUGUGUUGCUUUCUGCAAUUGAGAGGCUGGCAAAUCAAGGAUCUCUUGGCGGUAUUGAUGCCCUUUUAGGAUGCCCUUUACAUCUUCCAUCUUCUAAGUACUUCUCUUACUCCAUAUGGCGAUCUUUGAGUGGGAAGCAAAAGCAAAUUCUUGUCCUCUCUCUUUAUUAUGCCGUGAACUGGAUACGGGAACUGCUCAAUGCAUUUUGCUUGCAAAUUGCUGAAGACUUUGACUCCAUUAGUCAGGCGACAAAAGGGGAGAUAACUCAUAAACUGUUGAGACGCUUACGGAACCUUGUAUUCCUAGAGAGUUUACUAAACGAGUCUCUUAAACGGUGCCCCCAAUCUUUACCGGAGCUUUACCCUUGUAUACAUCCGGAAACUUCAAACCGGUUUCAUUCAGUUGAGGAUUUGGGAAAGAAGAGCGAGCUUAGUCAAGAAAAGAGAAAUGCCUCCCAGAACUGCAAGAGAAACAGCAAAAAAACCACAAAAGCAUCAGAUAAUUCAGCUAUGGAUGGAAAAUUCAGGCAGCCUAGAAUCACAGAGAUGCUGAAAAAAGUGGGUCCAGUUACUAGCCAAGUAUCUUUGAAUGAGGAGUCCACCAGUGUAGCGGCCAGUACAUGUGAAGAUGCAGAGCAGGAUGCAACUGAAAGUGAUGCGGCUCCGAAUGUUGAAAUUUCUGGGGAUAUGAAGAUGGUUGAAGCUCAGAAACGCAAAUUCAGGCCUCUUCAAGAUUGUUGCUUCACCAUCCUAUCAUUUGAGAAGAACCCCGACCCUUGCUGCAGUGAUCCAGCUGCUGAGUUACCUCUUCACCUGUAUCUCUUACAAGACCUGAAUCAAAAGCUGGAUUACUUUGUUUCUUCAAGCAAAGGAAUGUCUCUGCAAUGCAUGAGCACGCAGCUUGAUUCCACUGAGAUGAAAGAAGCUAAAUUCUUAAACAACAUUCGCCCUCUUUUUCCUUCUCUUAGAGGAUGUCUGGAUUGUGCCUUUAAUGGUCUUAAAGAAGGGGCUGAAAUUUGUCAAGAUCAUUGGAACCAUCAAUCCGUGUUAUCUGGAAAUCCGAACAUUGCUAACAUGACUGUUACGAAAUCGGCGGUUUAUUGCUCUGUCUUUGUAGAGAUACUGUCCUGCUUUGGCAAGAUGCUGAAUUGUUGGGAUAUUCUGAAAGACCAUUCUGCUCUUUCAUUCCUUCUUGAAGCUCUCCAGCCUGUCAAUAUUCCUGAUUCUUUCCUCGAAUGCCUGGAAUCACUUCCAGCAACAGGAAGUAUAGAUUACUUUUUCUGUGGGGCAUAUUGUUUUCUGGAAGGUGUCUUUGACACGGCAAGGACCCUCUCAUUCAAGCUGGCUUCGGAAGGCCUUUUGGUCUUAAACUCAGUAGUUCUUUCCAUCCAAAAAUUUGUAGAUAUAUCCACAAAAGGGAUCAAAGGAAAUGACACAGGAUAUACCAGGAAACUCCUCCAUUUUCUGAGCAACAGACUGGGAGCUUCUUCUCAUAAUUUGUUGUUCCAGAAAUGUGAUGAUGUUAUUGAUAAGAACUCAAAAGCUAAAGGACAUAUACUUCAGAAGAUACUCCACAUAUAUUUGGCAUAUAGCAAGUCAACUUCUGAUUCUCUGAAUGAGCUUGCAUGCUCAAUAUUGCCACAGGUGAAUUCACGAAGAACAGUGGAAGAAGACGAUAUCUGUACUUUACCUACAUUUUGCCCAGCAACAUUUGCUGCUUGGUACAGGGUGAUGCACGCGGAAAAUGUAGCUGUACUUAAUAAUCUGAUGAAGGAAAUUGCACGGUUAGAGAAACCUCAAGCUGUUGCUUCAAAGGAAAAUGUGGAUGAACUCUUGAACAAGCUAGAACAGUCGGUAAAUGUGGUUGUAUCAUUAGUUAAUAGCUGCAGGACCCACGAAAAGGUAGCUGUGCAUGGAAUGGCUGUUAAGUAUGGAGGGAAAUUCAUCGACACUUUUCUAAAAGUUUUUGGUUUCCUACAGAAUCAUUUCCAAACGCACAAUAAGCAGAUAAUUCAUGUGGUUAAGGAACUUCAAAAAGCAACAAGAACCAUGCAGAGCCUCUGUUCUGAAGCAAAGGCAUCAAAACAGACAGUUAUCACCAGUAAAAUUCCUGCAACGAAGAGAUCAAUGGAACGCUUCUUGUUUCAUGUCAAGGCACUUCUUCAUUCCACUGGUGAAUGUACCUUUUGGAUGGGAAAUCUGAAGCAUAAAGACUUGACAGGACAUGUAGUGAGCUCGCAAGCUUACAUGGAUGAUCAAAAUGAAAACAUCGAUGAAGACGCAACAGUUAGUGAUGAUCAGAAUGAAAACCCUAAUGGAGAGGCAGGUAAAACUUCCAGUGACAAUGAACAAAUGGACCUUUCUCACUGA
This is a messenger RNA of Oldenlandia corymbosa var. corymbosa, 4533 nucleotides long. The record is from the annotation of a GenBank genome assembly. NCBI's taxonomy places the organism in Eukaryota, Viridiplantae, Streptophyta, Magnoliopsida, Gentianales, Rubiaceae.